Miscanthus lutarioriparius is the source of this 1524-nucleotide messenger RNA. NCBI's taxonomy places the organism in Eukaryota, Viridiplantae, Streptophyta, Magnoliopsida, Poales, Poaceae. The record is from the annotation of a GenBank genome assembly.
AUGGGAGCCGGGAGUAGCACUUGGACUCACCACCUCCUGCAACUGUUCUUCCCGGUCCUCGUCGUCGCCACCAGCAGCAGCAGCAGCAGCAGCCAUACCACCACCAUCAACAUCACCAACCGAUGCUCCUACACCGUGUGGCCGGCCGCCACACCCGUGGGCGGCGGCGUGCGGCUGGACCCAGGCAACACCUGGGUGCUCCAAGUGCCGGGAAACACCCAAACCGGUUGUUCAUUCGACGGCCCCGGCAACAAGUCCUGCCAGACGGGUGACUGCGGCGGCGUGCUGGCAUGCAAGACAAGCGGCCAGCCACCCAUAACGAUGGCAGAGUUCACCAUGGGUGGCUUCAACAGCCUGGAUUUCUUCGACAUCACCGUCGUCGACGGCUUCAACGUGCCCAUGGACUUCCUGCCGGUGCCAUCCAAUGGAUCGUCGGGGUGCAGCAGGGGGGCGCGCUGCCCGGCUGACAUCACGUCGCAGUGCCCCAAUGAGCUCAAGGUGCCUGGGGGUUGCCGCGGCGCCUGCGAAGUCUGCAACGGCAGCACGGUAAACAGUAACACGGUGUUCUAUGUGCGGAUGUGCCCUGACGCCUACAGCUACUCCCUGGAUCAAGGUCCGAUCAUGUAUAAUUGUCCUUCAGGAACAAACUAUCAGAUCAUUUUAUGUCCCCCUGUUGAUCUUAUAUCUUUAUCUCCACCUAUUCCAAAUGGAACAAGUAGCAUCACAUCCUCCGCAAAAUCCAAGAAAGGACGCAUAUUUGGUUUUGUUCUAGGUGGAUCUCUAGGUGGUUUCUUUUUUGUCACAUCCUUCAUCCUGUUCAUCUUGGUGCGUAGACGACGAUUGCAGCGGCGCCAAAAGAUGCAGCAGGAAGAGGAGGAAGCAGAGUUUGAGAGGCUACCAGGGAUGCCUAGGAGGUUCACAUUUGAGCAGCUGCAAGAAGCAACUGAUCAGUUCAGAGAGAAGCUCGGGGAAGGAGGAUUUGGGUCCGUUUUCAAAGGACAUUUUGGUGAGCAAGCAAUCGCGCUCAUCGACCGGGAUAAGAGCCAAGUGAUUACAAGAAUGAGGGGCACGCCGGGAUAUUUAGCGCCUGAAUGGUUGACAUCGCACAUCACAGAAAAGGCCGAUGUAUAUAGCUUUGGUGUAGUGGUGAUGGAGAUCAUUAGUGGAAGGAAGAACCUGGACACUUCUCGGUCUGAAAAGAGCUUUCAUCUUAUUACCUUGCUGGAAGAGAAGUUGAAGAGUGAUCGGUUGGUUGAUUUGAUUGAUAUGUGCAGUAGUAGUGACAGUCAGGCACACAAGCAAGAAGCAAUUCAGAUGAUGAAGCUCGCAAUGUGGUGUUUGCAGAUUGAUUGCAAACGAAGGCCCAAAACGUCUGAGGUCGUAAAAGUCUUGGAAGGCACUAUGAGUGCCAAAACUGACAUAGAUCACAACUUUGUCGUGACAAAUCCAGCAAGCUUUGGUGCUCCUGGAAUUGUGGGCAUGUCAGCUCCACCUCUAGCCUCAGAAGUGUCAGGCCCAAGGUGA